GCUGCCUGCCUGCCUGCCUGCCUACUCUAGUGUGGCUCUUGGUGCCUCUGGUUCAAAGUGCCGUAGACAUUAAACAUUGUAUUUCAUAUUAAACGUAAAAAAUGUCGCGAAGGGCGAUUAAAGCCAUAAAUUGGGCAGCAAUAGCAGAAAGAGUUCCAGAAGAACAGAAACAAGUUUUCGUGGCAUUUAAAACAAAAUCUGAUCAAUAUUUACGUCGAAUGAUGGCAAAUCCUGAAUCUUCACCACAACUUAACUGGGAUUACUACAAAAAGAAUGUGACAAUACCUGGUCUUGUUGAAAAAUUCAAGAAAGAGUACGAAGCAUUAACAGUACCAUAUCCAGCUGACAAAUAUACUUCUCUUAUUGAUAGUGAAGAAAAACAGAUGCUUAUUGAUGUUGAAGAAUACCGCAAAAAAUCUGAAAAAGAAAUUGAGAAUAUUAACAAAUCUAUUAGUACUCUAAAAGUCAUGAUGCCAUAUGCUGAAAUGACAAUGGAAGAAUUCGUGGAACAUCAUCCAGAAACUCAUAGUGGUGUAGUAAACAAUCCUUCGAUCUGGCCACAUACACCUGAAAUGAAAGAAGCCGAAGAAGCAUCUCUAAAGCCUCCUGGACAAGAUCAUGAUCAUUAAUUUAUUUCUACAAGUUUAUAGCAAUAUCGUAGUCUAUAAAUAUGUAAAGAAUAUUAUUGGCAUACAACAAGUGAUGUUUGAAUUAACCUGUAUCCACAAAAAAUUAAAUCCUAAUACAUUUUAAGAAAUGUUUUUGAUUUAUACAUUAUUGUAAAUAAAUACAUACAGCAUACAGCAUGA
Molecule: messenger RNA, 809 nt
Organism: Vespa crabro (European hornet)
Lineage: Eukaryota; Metazoa; Arthropoda; Insecta; Hymenoptera; Vespidae
Product: ATP synthase subunit d, mitochondrial-like
Exons: 3
Coding region: 102-629 (175 amino acids)
Biological process (GO): proton motive force-driven ATP synthesis
Molecular function (GO): proton transmembrane transporter activity
Source: RefSeq, a predicted model, not a curated record